CCCAUUCUACAACCCUACCCUGAUGUGGGACAGGAUCGCGCCAUGGCAACAGGGUAAACAGACAAUAACAAUCCUUUGCAGCAGCACUCAGGACCAGAAGAGGAGCGGGAGACGCUGGAGGACAGACAGGUUGGACACUGAAGGAACGCAACAUCUGUAGACUUAAAGGAGUUCAGCCACCAUGGCAACCAGUUCAGACCUGGAGCAGCUCCUUGCAGCUUUCAGGAGGUUUGCUGUUCAUGGAGACACAAAGGCGACUGGAAAGGAGCUAAAUGGGAAGAACUGGGCCAAACUCUGCAAGGACUGCAAGAUAAUCGAUGGCAAGAAUGUCACCAGCACUGAUGUGGACAUCAUCUUCUCUAAAGUCAAGCAGAGGACGGCCCGAGUCAUCACCUACGAGGAGUUUCAGCGAGCACUUGAUGAGCUGGCUCCGAAGAGAUUCAAAGGUCAAAGCAAAGAGGAAGCUCUUCUGUCCAUCCAUAAGCUGGUGGAGAACGGAGAACCUACAAACAUCGGUGUGACGAAAGUGGCAAAGACGGCGACGGUGGACCGUCUGACUGACACGUCCCGCUACACUGGAUCUCACAAGGAGCGCUUUGACGAGAGCGGCAGGGGAAAAGGUCGCGAAGGUCGGGAGGAGAUAGUAGAGAACACGGGCUAUGUGGGUGCAUACAAGAACGCCGGCACGUACGACGCCAAGGCGAAGGCUGAGAAGUGACGAAUCAGCACCACCUACUGGGAGCUGAUGGAAGUACAGCACUUCAACUGGACCAAACUGUGACCUCGCGCGCGCGCGCGCGCGUGUGUGUGUGUGUGUGUGUGUGUGUGUGUGUGUGUGUGUGUGUGUGUGUGUGUGUGUGUGUGUGUGUGUGUGUGUGUGUUGAACUGAACUCCAUGUUCAGUCUGAUGAGCUGCACUCAAUUAGAUUGUCUGUAAAACCCAUUAGCAGCGCCCCCUGAGGCACAAUUUUCUGUUACACAUCUGGACUUUUAAGCUGGCUGAAAGUGUGAGAGCGGUUUUUGCUGCAGACCCGGAGACCACCGACCGAUUCAGGCCGACUGUGAAGUCAGGCUGGCAGCAGAUUCAGGCUUCUACUGCUCAGUGGUCUAGUGGUAGAGUGUCCACCCUGGGAGUGGGAGGUUGGGGUUUAAAUCCUGGUCGGGUCAUACCAAAGACUUUAAAAAUGGGACCCGGUGCCCCCCUGCUUGACACUCAUCUUUAAAGAGUUGGAUUGGGGACAAUGUAUGGGACUUUAACUUUUGAGACAGCGCUGCUCGCUGGUUUCAUAGCAAACCCAGAUGGAUCACGAGCGGAGUGUUAGUAUUGAACAUGGAGCACGUUAUCUGUUUAACUGUUUAAUGAAUCCAGAGUUUUCUUCCUAAAUUUCUAAGAAUUUAUUCUGGCCCCAAACCUUGUCCUGACCCUACAUAAACAUUCAUCAAUUAGAGGUUUCAGUCUCAAAAAGGCUAGAAGCGUGAAUCUGCGGUCUCCGGGUCUGUGGCCAUGUACUGUUGGCAAGUGCCACCAACUCACCUGCCUCAAAGUCCUGCCCACUCACCUGCACCAAUAAAGUGUUCUUAAUCAUCUCGAACUACUUGCAUCCAAACUCCCAACAUCAGGCUCAGUCUCAGAAACAACAUGGCGGCUCCAGUAAAUGGCAGCAGGGGUGGCUGUGGCAUUUUUGUUUAUAAUGAAGCGUUAAUAGGACUGAGCGUUCUUUAUGUUUCUCUUGUUGCCAAACUUACCUGGGCUCACCGACUCCAAACAGCUGACAGAAACAAGCUGACAUUUGACUCCUCAGAUUUGGAACCUCUUUUGUAAACAUCACAACAAACACAAAACAACAGCUGAACAACAUACAAUUAAUUUGGUUUAACCAAUCAGGAGCUGAUCCUGACGACCCAAUCAGGAACAAAACUGUUCAGAGACAUGACAAACAUUUCCGUGUCUACGCUGGUCAGAAAGAGAAAUAAAACCUCAACAAAUACA
Messenger RNA from Nothobranchius furzeri (turquoise killifish), 1989 nucleotides. RefSeq names its product tubulin polymerization-promoting protein family member 3 (gene tppp3). Gene Ontology annotation, cellular component: microtubule. The record is from RefSeq and is a predicted model, not a curated record. Lineage: Eukaryota; Metazoa; Chordata; Actinopteri; Cyprinodontiformes; Nothobranchiidae. Gene Ontology annotation, molecular function: tubulin binding. Gene Ontology annotation, biological process: microtubule polymerization; positive regulation of protein polymerization; microtubule bundle formation.